Messenger RNA from Cyclocybe aegerita, 744 nucleotides. NCBI's taxonomy places the organism in Eukaryota, Fungi, Basidiomycota, Agaricomycetes, Agaricales, Hemipholiotaceae. The record is from the annotation of a GenBank genome assembly.
AUGAAGCUCACCCCAGAGCUCCUCGCACAGGCCUCGUCCCACCUCAACGCCGUCAAGCAGCGCCAGCUUGAUCUCAGAGGCUACAAAAUACCCGCAAUCGAAAAUCUUGGAGUUACCAAGGAUCAACAUGAUGCCAUUGAUUUCACUGACAACGCCAUCCUCACGCUCGGCAACCUUCCCCUCCUCAAGCGCCUCGAAACCCUCCUGCUCGCGAACAAUCGAAUACAGAACAUCUCACCUUCUAUCCACCUCUCUGCGCCAAACCUGAAAACUCUCGUCCUGACGAACAACAACAUCUGUGAGCUGGGCGACCUCGAGCCGCUCAAGGAGCUCAGGCACCUCAAAUACAUCUCGCUGCUCGGCAACCCCGUGCGCGAAAAAAAAUGGUACCGCGAGUGGCUUGCCUGGAGAAUUCCUGGGCUAAGAGUUUUGGAUUUCCAGAGAAUUCGCGAUAAGGAACGCGCGCAUGCGAAAUCUCUGUUCGUCACGUCAGAUGGCCUACCCACGGCGCUUGCGACGACGAUUUCGACAACCGUCUCAACAAAUUUGAGCAGGGCCGUGCUCACGAUAGAUGAGCCCAAGGCGGCGCCAACAGCAGGUAAAGCUGGCCGUUUGAUGUCAAAAGAGGACCAAGAGAAAGUAAGGGCGGCUAUCCAAAAGGCUACGUCGAUGGAGGAAGUGAGGAAGUUGGAGAGAAGCCUACGGGAAGGAUACUUGCCAGACCUAGACUCAGUUGGUGCAUAG